AUGGCGCUUCCGCCGGAUAUGUUGGUGGAGAUCCUGACGAGGCUUCCGUCCAAAACUCUGAUCCGCUUGAAGCUGGUAUCCAAGUCGUGGCACGCCCUCAUCUCCUCCCCUGACUUUAUCCGGUGGCACCUCCGCAUCUCCCGCUCCGACCCCUCGAGGCAAUCCAUCGUCGUCCGCAUCCCUCUCGCUGGCCAGGGGGACCUGACCAAGGCGUUCGACCCCUCGACCCUCGAGGAAAUCCCGGUCCCCACCAGGGCCCUCGGGGAACCACUCCUCGCCACAUACAACGGGCUCACGUGCCCCCUCCCCGGCGAAGACCCUCUCCGCCUGCGGAACCCUUCCACGGGGAACCUUCGAGAGCUCCCUCGGUGCCCGCGCCAUGACCUCUCGGACGCCCGUUCCGUCGUUCUCGGCCCCAUCGCCCCCGGCGGCCACCCCCUCGACAUGAGGGUGGCUGUCAUCGGCGUCACGUCGGGUGCCACAUGGGCGGAGGUGUGGUCCGCGCGCACAGGUGCGUGGACGGAGGUCGGCCUCGGUGGCCGUGUCUUCACCCCGGCCUAUGGCCCCGGUGCCGUCCGCAAGGGCGUUGCCUACUGGACGGUCGAGGACGGCACUGCCCUCGACCGGCGGCUGCGGUUCACCAGGAUCGGCGACGGCGGCGGCACGGCCCGUGUGGCAGCGCUCGACCUUGCCGACACCACCUCCUUCCGUUUAUUAGAGGUGCCCCAAGGGUGGGCCAAGGCGGGCAAAUACCCCAUGAGGAUCCGACCGCUGAUAUGGGCUGGGAGCAUUGCGCUGCUAGUGUACAACAUGUCGGUACAUGAGAUAUGGGUAUUAGAAAGGGAGAAGGAGUGCGGUUGGACGAGGUACAAGUUCGGAGAAAGGGAGAAGGAGUGCGGUUGGAUGAGGUACAAGUUCGGCCCGUUCAGUGGCAUCGGCUACACAAUGCUCACACUGCGGGAGGACGGCAGAUUUCUGGUGUUCGACACCAUGCUUAAAGUGGUAUUGCGUGACCUCUGGACAAACAAGGACAUAACAGUGUUUGAUCGACCCAACUUUGAAAAGCAGGAACUAAUCUUCACCGCACAGUACUGUGUGGAGAGCUUGUUAUGA
Messenger RNA from Striga asiatica, 1113 nucleotides. Lineage: Eukaryota; Viridiplantae; Streptophyta; Magnoliopsida; Lamiales; Orobanchaceae. The record is from the annotation of a GenBank genome assembly.